GAGAGUGUGAGAGGACAGCGGUUUGGAGCCGUCACACCAGGAUACAACUUCAUGCUCACACUACGGGAAGAGAUAGAGGAGAUUCUGCCCAGUGAUGCACACAGUUUGGCCUCUGACCGCCUCCACGUCUCAAUAACGCACUCCAAAAGUGGCAAGAACCACAUUGUGUCCAGGUUUACCACCAGGGAGGAGCUCAUAAAGGCUCUGUUGGCCAGCAGCUUUGUACCUGUCUAUGCUGGACUCAAACCCGUGGAGUUCAGGGGACAGACAUGGAUUGACGGAGGGUUCAGUGACAGCCUGCCAAUUCUGCCCGUGGGACGAACCAUCACCGUGUCUCCCUUUGCUGGACUGCAGGAUGUGUGUCCUGUCCACAGGGGGCGCUUCAGCACCGAGCUCAGACUGGCUAACAUGAACAUAAUGUUCUCGGUGGAGAACAUCAAACGUCUGAACCAGGCUCUCUUCCCUCCAUCAACCGGCAGCAUGCAGCUUUUAUGCGAAGAAGGUUUCAAUGAUGCCGUGAGGUUCUUGAAGAGAGAGGCCUGGAUGAGCUGACGGUCAGAUCCACUCAUGGAAAGAACAAGCAUGAAGCCAAGGACAAUCAGCUGAACAUGAUGAAAAGCCCUCAUGUGAACAUGUCCUCUUCAUCAAUUUUCCAAGGAGGCAUUUAAUUUCCCCCAGCUUGAAGCAGUGAGAGAAAAAUAUUGGAUAUCACAGCACUUCACAGGAAGUCCACGCCGCCGUCAUGGAUGUUGGAGCGUCGUCUUUGAAGUGCCGGACGAUUCCACCGGGCUCCUCUGCUGCUGGGUUACUUUUUUGAUUUCCUCCAGCGCCAGGAGACGUGAGUAGUUUCUCCAUCAGUUUUCAGCUGGUUGAACUGGUGUGUGGGGGCUGGUCUUCCCUCAGGACAGUCACAUGAUCUGGGGAGACGGACAGCCCUUUAUUCAUGCUCAAAAGACACUAGUAGGAACAUUAAAUAUGUUUUUUGUUUAAUUAACUAAAGCAUACAAUUCCAGUAAAGCAGGAUGACUUUAGGGCUUGGUAUUGGACAUCAGUACUUUUUUGCAGUUUGUAUGACAGUUGGUGGUGGGUUGUUUCCCAAUAGCAUCCAUCUUUAGACUCUUUAGCUAAGGAAAUGUUUCUCAAAGACCUGAGCCCAGAACAGUUUUACCAUCAGCACUGAUGUACUUACAGUGAUGUAUGUUGUUGAGUGAAAAUGUUGAAAUUAAACAAACACAUUUCUGUCACCAAAGUGUAUUUAAAAAUGACAGGAACUGUCACUGCUUCAUUUGAGCUUUAAAAAGUGCUUAAGAGUAACAUCUUUCUCAGCAGCAGCUAAAUCAGUGUUUACUUUCUUAAACUGACAUCUAUCCAGGAAGAUAAGAAAAUGUAGUGUCAGCGUACAGCAAACAUCAGAUAUCUGUUCUUUAUUAAAUUAAAGCAUAUUUGUAUUCUCAAACGACACCCAGCACCGUUUGACUCAUAGCAGCUGAUGUUGUGACGCAUCAUAUAAACACAUAAUUAACAUGUAAAGAGGAAAAACCAACAUCUAAAAUAGCUUUAGUAUGUGGACCAAGAGCAAAGCAGACACACAUACAGAUGUACCCACUAGUGUUUCCUCACUGGUGUUAUGUAAACCCACCUGCUGGUUCUCCUAAUGAGGCUCAAUUAAGGCUUCCCUUAAAUUACAGUUUCCACCCGGGGGCCAAAGAAUCCCCAGCUUGUUUUUAUACGUUACGUUUCAGCUCGUCUUGUUGGAAAAUUCACUCUCAGUAAUGAAACACUGAAGGGGCCUGCUGUCUGGAAACAGGCCAGCUAAAGGAGCCCAUUUGUUAGUGUAAUUAUUCAGCUGCUGACUUCACUGUACAGCACUGAAAAAACUGUAUGCACCUGCAAUGUGUUACUACUCUGAUAAGCGUGUUCAAAUCCACUGAAAACCAGAGAAUGUCAGCUCACAAAAGUGAACAUUUGUCAAGUGUGAGCAGCAGGGAGUCACCGCAGAGAGCGUCACCAUGUCAAACACUGUGCUCGGAGGGUUUAACCGAGUCGUUUUAAAUGAAUGAUUCCACACUGGUCCACAGAGGACAGACUGGAACAAGAAUCCUCGCAGGUCUGGUCUGUAUGCAAGUCACACACACUCACAUGUUGUGCCCCUGCCCACGUCUAAACUCAUUUGGAGAAAUGCGAUUGCGGCCCGUAACCACAUUACUACAGUAGACGUUCCUGCUGGGAGCAGGUAAGAGAGCUGCCUUUACUGAAGCUAAUAAACAACAAGCUCCCAUACUGCAAAAAGAAUCCUUUGUUUCCUGAGGGACUGCUGAGAAAAUGAUGUUUACUCUGAAGCAAAGCUCAAAAACAUAAUAGCUAUUUAAUGAUUAUUUCUAAACUGUAUUAGGUACGUGUGCACCGUCUGGAGGGAGGCUGGUUCUGAGCUGUCCACUGCGACAGUCAGCUCACUGAUGCUAACACUACUUAUUUAGGUUUUAUUCUUUCCUUUAACUACUUCCAACUGACUGAACACGUUCCUCUUACUUGCAUCAACCAAUCAGAUUUUGCCACAAUCUCGACGAUUGCCGUGCUCAAACACCACAUGCAGCUCAGUAGUACACAGUCUGUCAGCAGCCCAACCUGCCACGUUCAGUUCAGUAUGAACUAUCCAGCUCAGCAGCCUCAGAUUAUUAUGGUGUCAGUGGCUGUGCAGUCUGCAGACAAAUGCAUUUUCACGACUACGAGAAAAAAAAAACUCACAUAGCUCGUCUUGCGAAGCGCACGUGCGCCGUGGCAGGGCUGUGGUUUACAGCUGGUGUUACUGCCAGAGUCUGAACACCAGGGUCAGGCAGGGACAAACUGCUGCUCUCUAUCUGCCAGUUCACAUUGCACAAAACACUACAAUGUCAUUGUGUUUUAUGAAAUGUUGUAGUGUUUUGACCCUCAGGGCCACUGUAGAACUUCCUUAAAUUGGGGGGACACAAGGAGCAGAUUUUUAAAAAUCCAAUGAGCAGAGGGAUCAUACCCUGAUUUUUGUCUCUGGUAGGAAAAAAAAAACAACAACUCUGAAACCUACACUUCCUGUAAUUCAGCCAACAGCAUCCUCCACUGCACCACCCCUGCCUGGUAAACACUCACACCUGCAGUUUGGAGCUGGCUUUCCAUUAUAAAUGUGUCUCCAGCACUCCAGGAGUUGAGUGGUUACAGAACAUGCCACGCAACUGCUGUGUUGAUGUCAUGUCUCUGCUGCCUGCGUCCUCACUAUACGAUGUCUAAAAUAGGCAAUAAGUAAUUAUUCUUUACGCAGGCUGACCCCUCGCCACAACACUGAUCCUCAUGUGUAAAGCCAGUGGAGGACCACUUUAACUUCUAAAGCAGUAUUAAUUGAUUUUUUUGGACCUUUUGGUGCAGCACAACAUGCUGUGAACAAACUGAAAUAUUCUUACUUGAUAAAAUCCUGAGGGAAAUCUCUGGGUGAUUAGCAGCCAAAUGUUCACCAGCUAUUCUCUGACCGUGUCUGUUGUUUGGUGCUGAGCAGGUGGUGGACAGUGGCUUUUUAAAUAAAAGACCUGCCACUUGUCAAUGACCAAUCUCAUCAGAUGCUACCUGGAGGGAUGAAUCUCCGCUCCAACCAACACAGCAACGCAUCACAAACAAGCGCAAAACUGCCAGCUUAAGACCAGGACGGUGAACCCUGAUGACGUCCCAGCAGAAACACACUGAGCCCAACCUGAGAGGAAACACAGCCCUGCUACUUUUAAUGAGAGCAGAUCUCA
Molecule: messenger RNA, 3761 nt
Organism: Lates calcarifer (barramundi perch)
Lineage: Eukaryota; Metazoa; Chordata; Actinopteri; Centropomidae
Product: patatin-like phospholipase domain-containing protein 4
Exons: 6
Coding region: 52-552 (166 amino acids)
Biological process (GO): lipid homeostasis; triglyceride catabolic process
Cellular component (GO): cytoplasm; lipid droplet; membrane
Molecular function (GO): triacylglycerol lipase activity
Source: RefSeq, a predicted model, not a curated record